Messenger RNA from Priapulus caudatus, 504 nucleotides. RefSeq names its product calcium uptake protein 1 homolog, mitochondrial-like. Gene Ontology annotation, molecular function: calcium ion binding. The transcript has 5 exons. The record is from RefSeq and is a predicted model, not a curated record. The annotation marks the transcript as partial. Gene Ontology annotation, cellular component: uniplex complex. Gene Ontology annotation, biological process: mitochondrial calcium ion homeostasis; calcium import into the mitochondrion. Lineage: Eukaryota; Metazoa; Priapulida; Priapulimorpha; Priapulimorphida; Priapulidae.
UUUUACCGCAAGGAGCCUGUGGAUGGGCGCAUCACUGCUGUUGCCUUCGCUGACCUGCUGCUGGCUUACGCUGGGCUGCCGGACAAAAUACAGACCCGCAUGAUGCGACGCGUUAAGAAGAAGUUCAAGGGAAGCACUCGGUAUUUCUUCACGCUGCAGUUUUACCGCAAGGAGCCUGUGGAUGGCCGCAUCACUGCUGUUGCCUUCGCUGACCUGCUGCUGGCUUACGCUGGGCUGCCGGACAAAAUACAGACCCGCAUGAUGCGACGAGUUAAGAAGAAGUUCAAGGGAAGCACUCGGGGAAUCACUCUGGAGGAGUUCAUCAAGUUCUCGCGGUUCCUGAAGAACAUCACCGACGUCGACACGGCACUGACGUUCUAUCACAUGGCCGGUGCAUCCGUCGAUCCACCGACACUCCAGCACGUAGCGAAGACUGUCGCUCACGUUGACCUUGAGGAUUACGUCGUCGACGUUGUCUUCACGCUGUUCGACGAGAACCAUUAG